GUUGAGCUGAAUGGAAGUAACUAAAGCAAGAGGUCGAGCGAAGCUUUACAGUUUCUUUCUAACUUUAGUGAAACAAAAUCUAACCGUAUUUGCGCACGUUUACACUUAUUUGGAAACGAAAUUAUUAAUCAGCGAUAUUCGUGCCAUUUCUCUCGUUUUCAUUGGAAGUUUAUAGACUUUUUCUCGGUGCUUAUUUUCUAGGCUGGUUACUUGAUUUCAGGAAUCUCUAAUGACCACGCUGUCAGAAACACUUUCUCACACUUAAGAAGUGAGAUAAACACCAUAAAUACCCACUUUCCACGGCUUCGAGGGAAAAUGAAGUGGAGCAUAUGUAUCGUUAUCAUUGUCAUAUCGGUAGAAUCUGCGCAAGGGGGAAUAUAUCUCCACGAGCCCUGUGCCGGACGGGACUGCAGUCGAGGGUGUUCAUGUAUCCCGGAGAAGGGCAGCAGGGGUCAACCAGGACCGCUGGGUCCGCAAGGCCUGGUCGGGCCGCAGGGGUUUGUGGGAAGUCAGGGGGCGCCGGGACCCAAAGGUGAAAUGGGCCACAUGGGCCUCAGGGGCCCAUCUGGGCCUAAAGGAGACAAGGGUCCAAUAGGAGUGCCCGGCUUUCCAGGAACAGACGGCAUUCCGGGUCACCCAGGGCAAGAGGGAGGACGGGGCCUUCCAGGGCUGGACGGCUGCAAUGGCACCAUCGGCGACCCAGGUCCUAGGUCACUGGAUGGGUAUCCAGGCCCACCGGGUAAUCCUGGUCCAAAGGGUCCCAAAGGCCAAAAAGGAGAACCUGUCUAUGUUGGACAGAGCCAUGGCAUCAGGGGGGAGCCUGGUUUACCUGGACUGGAUGGUCUGGCCGGUCCUCGUGGUACCAUUGGACUUCCAGGCCUUAUCGGACCCCAAGGCCCAGAUGGAUUUCCUGGACAGCCCGGCCCUCCGGGGUCACCCGGCCUCACGGGAAGCCCCGGAUCUGGAUUCAAGGGGGAAAGAGGAGAAAAGGGGGAUCCUGGUCUGCCUGGACCCCCAGGAAUGCAGGGGGACACAACACUAGUAGCUGCACCUACAAGUACCAUUUUCAAAGGACCCAAGGGUGACCAAGGCUUCAGGGGCUUUCCAGGCGUGCCUGGAUCUCCAGGACUGCCGGGACCUUUCGGAUAUCCUGGUGAGCCAGGCGAGAAGGGCAUCCUUGGGUUGCCUGGAGGACGGGGUGAUCCUGGCUUUUCUGGACAGCAUGGACCUGCCGGCAGAAAGGGAAUAGCAGGAACUCCAGGAUUCCCUGGAGAGCCAGGAUUUCCAGGAGUUAAAGGGGACCAGGGAGAUCCUGGCUUCCCCGGACCUCCUAGCUACCAUGUUGGACCACCUAUACAAGGUCCCCCUGGGGACCCGGGCAUCGACGGUGCCCCUGGUCCACACGGUGAUAUGGGACCCAUUGGCUUCCCAGGCCCAUCGGGGCCACCAGGGGCCACCUCUUCUUUGUACCCAGGUCCCGAGGGGCAACAGGGCUUCCCAGGUCUGAAAGGGGUCAAAGGGGAGAAGGGAAGCUCAGGGCAGCCAGCCUAUGGCCAUGAGGGUUUGCCGGGAAGCAUUGGACUGCCAGGCCUGGCUGGGCCUCCUGGUUCACCAGGUCCACCAGCCAUACCGAGACCACGCCCGAUUGGCGAGCCUGGACCAAGAGGGACACCAGGACUGUCAGGAAGCAAAGGAAUUAAAGGAGAGCAAGGGGACUGCAAUUGUUUUGGGGACGGGACUCUUGAACUCCAAGGACUUCCAGGAGAACAGGGUCCCUCUGGGGCACCUGGGUCAUUUGGCCGGAAGGGGGAUGCAGGGAACCCCGGCUCACAGGGGCUCCCCGGACAUCCUGGUCCAAAGGGUCCCCCUGGCCCAGCAGGUCACCCUGGCCUUAAGGGGGAGAAGGGAGAUUCCUUUGUCCCCUUUGGUCAGGUUGAGAAAGGGGAAUUGGGUUUUCCGGGACUGCGUGGAGCUCCAGGAGAUGCUGGGAGACCUGGAAGAGAUGGUUUUCCAGGGUCUCCUGGGCUUAGAGGACCACCUGGUGACAGCAGCUUUAGGAUCGUUGGAGAUAGAGGCUUUCCAGGCAUUCCUGGAGCUAAGGGGAGGCCAGGCGCUGUGGGGCAGCCCGGCAUUUGGUCCCCGGGUGUCAUAGGACUCAGAGGACCGCCUGGUGAACCAGGAUUCGAUGGCCUUCCAGGACAGCCUGGGUUACCGGGGCCCAAAGGUGACUGUUGCUGUGGGCUGGCUGGGGUUAGUGCGGCCGCUUACACUGAGGGAGGAAUGCCGCUACCCUGCCUGAUCUCAGGCGAGGAUGGUGACCCAGGACCUCCUGGAUUUCCCGGGAAUUCAGGUCAGAAAGGUCAGCCUGGUUUCCCCGGGGUGAUGGGCCAACCAGGGUUUGAUGGUUCGAAGGGUGAGAGAGGAGACCAAGGCUUUGGAGGUCAGCCUGGACCGAAAGGUUUCCCAGGGCCCAGGGGAGAUGCAGGGGCCAGAGGACAGCCAGGUGAAAAUGGCCGUCCCGGGACCCAAGGGAAAGCUGGUCUGCCGGGCUUCAGGGGGGACAAGGGACUGCCCGGGGAAACCAUGGGAGCCUCUCCUGGAGGCCGAGGCCUGCCUGGACUUCCAGGAGAAUUAGGAGUCAAGGGACAGCCUGGCAUCCCUGGCCUACCUGGAGGAAUUGGUUUCGAUGGGCGUGUGGGACUUCCUGGACCCAAAGGGCAACGAGGUGCCGAUGGAGCCAUUGGAAGCGCAGGCUUACGUGGCCCCCCAGGAGAAGGCACCUCGAAGGGGAUAGUAGGACCUCCUGGACCAGUGGGAAUCAGGGGUAAUCAAGGACCUCCAGGAAUGCUGGGGUUAAAGGGGUCCACCGGUGAUGCAGGACCACCAGGUCCGGGUGGAAUAAAGGGCCAGCCAGGAUUUCCAGGAGAGGCCGGCCUGCCUGGGCUCAGGGGUCCCCCUGGUCCUCCGGGUCCUGAAUCAAGAAGCGGCUUCCCUGGAUCUCCAGGAAAAAAAGGUGAAAAGGGGUCUCCUGGUAUGCAGGGAUUCUCAGGAAUGCCAGGACAUCCAGGCCAACCUGGUCUGCCAGGAAUCAAGGGCAGCCCUGGUUUCCCUGGAAGGGAUGGGAAUCCAGGAAGUUAUGGAAGACAAGGAAGUAAAGGUAAUCGAGGGGAACCUGGUCGACAGGGACCAGCGUCUUCGCCGCCUCUAUAUUUGCCCCUAAUACUUGGUGAAAAUGGCGACGUCGGCCUGCCAGGAGGCCCAGGAUUCCCUGGGCCCAGAGGUGACAAAGGAUUCCCAGGUCAGCCAGGCCGUCAGGGUCUGCCAGGUAUUCCUGGAUUUCCUGGACAGGAGAGGGGUCCCCCUGGUGUCCCUGGACUCCCAGGAUCUCCAUCCUUUGUAGGCUCUCCUGGACCUAAGGGGUUUCCUGGAAUCAUGGGCUUCCUCGGCAUGCCAGGGCCAAGGGGCGAUGAUGGCUUUCCUGGACCAUCUGGCUUUCCUGGAGAACCUGGGUUAUCUGGUCCAAAAGGUGAGAGGGGAGAUUCCUACAGCUCCCCUGGAGCCCCUGGCAUUAAAGGGCUGCCUGGUGACCCAGGAUACCCAGGGAACCAAGGUGCUGCGGGUUUAGCAGGAGAAGAUGGCUACCCUGGGACCUCUGGCUUCAGCGGACAGAAGGGUGUCCCAGGAGAUCCAGGCCAGCCAGGGCCGUCGGGAGCCCCAGGGUUUCCUGGUAGUCAGGGUCUCCCAGGUCCUCAGGGGCGUCCAGGGCUAGGAGGUGCUGCUGGCUUUCUGGGAGCUUCAGGAACACAGGGCCAGAAAGGAUUGCCUGGACCUCCUGGACUUGAUGGUCUAAAUGGACUUGGGGGGGCAAAGGGACCCACAGGAACCCCAGGUCUGGACCUCGAGGGCCGGCCAGGCUCCCAGGGUUUUCCUGGCCAGAAGGGGGAUAGAGGUUCUCCUGGGUUUGGAGCACCAGGCCUGCCAGGAGAGCAAGGUCUCAAAGGAGAGCCAGGUGUUCCUGGUGAGCCUGGACCUCCUGGUCGCCUUGGUCUACCAGGGACCACACCGUUCUCCAGCAUCCCAGGCCUUCCCGGAAGCACAGGCUUGCCAGGAUUAGAUGGGGAACCAGGUUUCCGCGGUCCCCCUGGCCCACCAGGCCCUCCAGGUUCAGGUACAGCACAAGGUGACAGGGGAGAUCCAGGAUUCCCCGGCUUUCCUGGAGUACCGGGUCCCCGCGGUGAUCCCGGCCCUAAUGGAUCUCCAGGGCUGUACGGUGGUCAGGGACUCAAGGGUGAGAGAGGAAACCGUGGGCUCAGUGGCCUCCCAGGACCAGAGGGCUACCCUGGAGACCCCGGCUACUUUGGGGCCAAAGGACAAAAAGGGCAGAAGGGUCGCCCCGGCCCGAAGGGCCCCCCUGGGAUGCCUCCUCCUCCUAACAUCCAUAUCGACCUGCCCAAAGGCCCGCCGGGCCCCCCAGGUGAAAGAGGGCAGAUGGGCCAUCCUGGACAACCAGGCCUACCAGGUCCAGCAGGCCUGAAAGGCAGAAGCGGCCUCCAAGGCAAGCCGGGGGCCAGUGGGCCCGAAGGCUCACCAGGACCCAGGGGAGACCUUGGCAUACCUGGAUUUCCGGGACAGACUGGGGACCAAGGUUCCCCUGGCAAACAGGGCCUCCCUGGCCCACCUGGCAUCUCGGCACGCAGCAGCAAUGUCGGCUACACGCUGGUGAAGCACAGCCAGAACAGCCAGGUGCCGCCAUGCCCCCAGGGCAUGAGCCGGCUGUGGGAGGGCUAUAGCCUGCUCUAUGUGGAGGGCCAGGAGAAGGCCCACAACCAGGACCUCGGCCUCGCUGGGUCCUGCCUGCCCCACUUCAGCACCAUCCCCUUCAUCUACUGCAACAUCCAUGAGGUAUGCCACUUCGCCAGCCGCAACGACAAGUCCUACUGGCUGUCCACAGCGGCACCCAUCCCCAUGAUGCCUGUGUCAGACGGGCAGAUCCCCAAGUACAUCAGCCGCUGCUCUGUGUGCGAGGCCCCAUCCCAGGCCGUGGCUGUCCACAGCCAGGACCACAGCAUCCCACCCUGCCCUCAGGGCUGGAGAAGCCUCUGGAUCGGCUACUCUUUCCUCAUGCACACGGCAGCAGGAGCGGAGGGUGGUGGUCAGUCCCUGGUCUCGCCGGGGUCCUGCCUGGAGGACUUCCGUGCCACGCCCUUCAUUGAGUGCAGUGGCGCUCGCGGGACCUGUUACUACUUCGCGAACAAGUACAGCUUCUGGCUGACGACUAUCAAAGCAGAGAUGCAGUUCGUCGAGGCCCCGACCCAGGAGACCCUGAAGGCUGAACAGAUUCUCAGGCAUGUCAGUCGCUGUCAGGUCUGCAUGAAGAUACUGUAGCCAUGGCCACAGGAAGGCAGAGGAGCUGAGGAACCGAUUGGGCAUUCAACAGAAGACAAAGAACGCGAGUGAGCAUUUGGGCCCUUCCGCUACAACAUCCAGAGCGUGGCCACCUUGCUGGGCUUAAGACCAUAAUAGCCAGGCCUCAGUGUGCUGGUUCUUAUCUACUGUUGGUCUUACCGUUAGUGAUUCUAAAUGCUUCUGUUUCUCAUAGCCUGCCAUCCUUCAGUUACCCAGGGCUACCUCGCCAAGGACACUAGAGCAUUCUUGAACAAGCACUGAAUUGUUUUAUCUUUUUUAUACAAUUGUAAUUUGAAUAGAUAUUAUACAUUUUGAUUUAUUGCCUGACAAAAAAAAUGUAUUGAUUGAACUGAAGCCAAAGUAAUUUUUCUUGUCUUAUUUCACUGAAACCUCCAUUAAAUUGGUCAAUAUGA
Molecule: messenger RNA, 5819 nt
Organism: Brienomyrus brachyistius
Lineage: Eukaryota; Metazoa; Chordata; Actinopteri; Osteoglossiformes; Mormyridae
Product: collagen alpha-6(IV) chain-like
Exons: 46
Coding region: 316-5385 (1689 amino acids)
Cellular component (GO): basement membrane; collagen trimer
Molecular function (GO): extracellular matrix structural constituent
Source: RefSeq, a predicted model, not a curated record